CAAAUAUUGUUGAAAAAUCAACAGCUGUAAUAAAGAUUAAGAGGCAAUGCGAAAUGUUUGUGGCAUAAUCAACGGAUAUCAUUCAUCAAUCAUCAUUCAUCCAUCAUUCAUCAUCAUCAUCAUCACCAUCAUUCAUCAUCGUCAUCACCAUCAUCAUCCGUCAUCAUCAUUAUCAUCAUCAUCCGUUAUCAUCAUCAUCAUCAUCCACCAUCAUCCGUCAUCACCAUCAUCAUCAAACGUCAUCAUUAUAAACAUCAUCAUCAAUAUCACCACCAGCACCAUUUACUAUCACCAUCAUUCAACAUUAUCAUCAUUUUAUCGUCAUUAUUACCAUUUCAACAGGUAUAACGAAAUUCCAUUUUUAGAAUUAUCUCAGUACCAGCAAUUCUAUGUCUUUUUUCACAGGAAAAUGAAGGCUUUCUACAUUGGUAUGUUGAAAUCUUUUGAACAUGAAACAGCAAAGUAA
Molecule: messenger RNA, 466 nt
Organism: Loa loa (African eye worm)
Lineage: Eukaryota; Metazoa; Nematoda; Chromadorea; Rhabditida; Onchocercidae
Exons: 1
Coding region: 47-466 (139 amino acids)
Source: RefSeq, a predicted model, not a curated record